AUGAAUCACUUUUGUAGGGGGUACAAGCGGUUUUUCAGACGGUCUAUACUUGAAAGCUCUGAUUUCCUCAAGAAUGAUUGUUUGAAAAUAAACUGUACAGUUGGAGUUGUGGUUUCAGCAAUUGAUUGUCCACAACGUAACUCUAUUAACAUCCCGGAAACUGACAUUGGAUCACAAUUUGGCACACUAUUGGACAAUAUGGAAGGUUCGGAUGUUACUUUUGAUGUAGCUGGGGAGAAGUUCCCUGCUCAUAAGUUGGUGUUGGCUGCUAGAUCCCCAGAAUUUCGAUCUAAAUUUUUUGGUGGUUUAGUUGAGGAAAAGAACGAGAUUAUUGUUACAGAUUUAGAACCAAAGGUUUUUAAGGCCAUGCUGCACUUUAUCUACAGGGAUACUCUUACAGAAGAGGUGGAAAUGGGUUCAUCAACCACAACUAACGAUUUUCCAGUUUCCGAGACAUUGACAGGAAAAUUGUUAGCUGCAGCAGACAAGUAUGGCUUGGGUAGGCUUAGAUUGAUGUGUGAAUCUCGUCUUUGUAAGGACAUUUCUGUGAAUUCUGUAGCCAACAUUUUAACCUUGGCUGAUGAUUGCCAUGCUGCGGAGUUGAAAGCUGUUUGCCUUAAAUUUGCUGCUCAAAAUCUGGCAGGUAUACCUAAUUAGUAUCUCUUGCACGUACCAUUUGCUUAGUUAGCACUUAGCAGUGACAAUAGAGCUAACAACGACUGUUUUUUCUGUAUCAUUUUUGUUGUUAACAAGUGAGUAAAAAUGUAAAACAAAAAUGAGUUCAGAUACAUGCAUCCUCUGCUAACUAAACACUGCUGUCUGACAUACACAACUAGAUACCAAGCAGAAAAUUUAGAUCGGAUAGUCCAAAAGAAAACUUGCCCAUCUAACCAUGUAAUUAUGAGAUUAUUGAAUUCAUGAGACAGCUAAUUCCAUGGAUGAUUUUGAUGUAUAUUCCCAUAUGGAGUGUUUAUUGAUUCUGCUUCACAUACACCAAAUUCAAAUCAGUAGGAGUAACUGAUAGUAGCAAUAUCACCAUUCUAAUGCCAACAUGCACUCAGAAUAUUGAAUACUUCUGACACAAGUAAAUUGGCAUAGGUUCUUUAGGAUUUAAUUUAGAUUUGUAAGAAGUUUUACUCUAUCAUUGAACUAUAUGAUUGCACCUGGUUAAAAAACAGUUCAAAACUUCUACUGGAUGUAAAAAAAAAAAAGAAGCUUAGUUACUAUAAUGAUGCCCCACUAUCUUAUUUAGAGAUUUCUAUUGGCAGUUGAUAAAGUUUAGAGUCAUGUAUGAAUUAUGCUCGUGUUUUCUAAAUGUGUCUGCAUUGUUGUCUUUCAU
Messenger RNA from Cajanus cajan (pigeon pea), 1339 nucleotides. Lineage: Eukaryota; Viridiplantae; Streptophyta; Magnoliopsida; Fabales; Fabaceae. The record is from RefSeq and is a predicted model, not a curated record.